AGAGCUCGCCCUACUCUGCGGACGCCGCCACCUUUGACGCGGCGCUCUCCCCCUUUUGCCGGCGUGCGGGGGCCGCGCCUGGCGGUGGAGCUGCCCUGGGUGGGCGGCUGGGACCUGGGCUCUCUGGCUGAGCGCUCUCUCGGCGCAGCCAAGGCUCCCGCGUGCGCGGCGCCGCGACAGGUGCAGAGUCCCAGCUGAGGACCCACCUGCGGCCACCGCUGCUGCAAUGCCCACCAUGCGGAGGACCGUGUCGGAGAUCCGCUCCCGAGCGGAGGGUUAUGAGAAGACGGAUGAUGUCUCGGAGAAGACUUCCCUGGCCGACCAGGAGGAAGUGAGGACUAUAUUCAUCAACCAACCCCAGCUGACAAAGUUCUGCAAUAAUCACGUCAGCACUGCAAAAUACAACAUUAUCACAUUUCUGCCACGGUUUCUCUACUCUCAGUUCAGAAGAGCCGCUAAUUCAUUUUUUCUCUUUAUUGCACUGCUUCAGCAAAUACCUGAUGUGUCACCUACAGGUCGUUACACAACACUGGUUCCACUCUUAUUUAUUUUAGCAGUGGCAGCUGUUAAAGAGAUAAUAGAAGAUAUUAAACGACAUAAAGCUGAUAAUGCAGUAAACAAGAAACAGACACAAGUCUUAAGAAAUGGUGCUUGGGAAAUUGUUCACUGGGAAAAGGUGGCAGUAGGGGAAAUAGUGAAAGUGACCAAUGGGGAGCAUCUCCCAGCUGAUCUCAUCAGCCUGUCCUCCAGUGAACCCCAGGCCAUGUGUUACAUUGAAACAUCUAACCUAGACGGUGAAACAAACCUGAAAAUUAGACAGGGCUUACCAGCAACGUCAGAUAUAAAAGAUAUUGACAGCUUGAUGAGACUUUCUGGAAGAAUUGAGUGUGAAAGUCCAAAUAGGCAUCUCUAUGAUUUUGUUGGAAACAUAAGGCUGGAUGGACAUGGCACUGUGCCCCUGGGAGCAGAUCAGAUUCUUCUGCGAGGAGCUCAGCUGAGAAAUACACAGUGGGUUCAUGGCAUAGUUGUCUACACUGGACAUGACACCAAGCUGAUGCAGAAUUCAACAAGCCCACCACUUAAGCUCUCAAAUGUGGAACGGAUUACAAAUGUACAAAUUUUGAUUUUGUUUUGUAUCUUAAUUGCCAUGUCUCUUAUCUGUUCCGUGGGCUCAGCCAUUUGGAAUCGAAGACAUUCUGGAAGGGAUUGGUAUCUGAAUCUAAACUAUGGUGGCGCUAACAAUUUUGGAUUGAAUUUCUUGACCUUUAUCAUCCUCUUCAACAAUCUCAUUCCUAUCAGCUUGUUGGUUACAUUAGAAGUGGUGAAAUUUACCCAGGCCUACUUCAUAAAUUGGGACCUUGAUAUGCACUAUGAACCCACAGACACUGCUGCUAUGGCACGCACAUCUAAUCUGAAUGAGGAACUUGGCCAGGUUAAAUACAUCUUUUCUGACAAAACUGGUACUCUGACCUGCAACGUGAUGCAGUUUAAGAAGUGCACCAUAGCAGGAAUUGCAUAUGGGCAGAACUCACAGACUGGGGAUGAAAGAACAUUCAGUGAUUCAUCAUUGCUGGAAAAUCUCCAGAAUAAUCAUCCAACUGCUCCUAUAAUCUGUGAGUUUCUCACGAUGAUGGCAGUCUGUCACACUGCAGUACCAGAGAGAGAAGGUGACAAGAUCAUCUACCAAGCUGCAUCUCCAGAUGAAGGAGCCUUGGUCAGAGCUGCCAAGCAAUUGAACUUUGUUUUCACUGGAAGAACACCAGACUCGGUGAUUAUAGAUUCUCUGGGACAGGAAGAAAGAUAUGAAUUGCUCAAUGUUCUGGAGUUCACCAGCGCAAGAAAAAGAAUGUCCGUGAUUGUUCGCACUCCAUCCGGAAAGUUACGACUUUACUGCAAAGGAGCUGACACUGUCAUAUAUGACCGACUGGCUGAGACGUCAAAAUACAAAGAAAUUACCCUGAAACACUUAGAGCAGUUUGCAACAGAAGGCCUGAGAACCUUGUGCUUUGCCGUGGCUGAGAUUUCAGAGAGCGACUUCCAGGAGUGGCGAGCUGUCUACCACCGGGCAUCCACAUCCGUGCAGAACAGACUGCUCAAACUCGAGGAGAGUUACGAGUUGAUUGAGAAGAAUCUUCAACUACUGGGAGCAACAGCCAUUGAGGACAAGUUACAAGAUCAAGUGCCUGAAACCAUUGAAACUCUAAUGAAAGCAGACAUCAAAAUCUGGAUCCUUACAGGGGAUAAGCAAGAAACUGCCAUUAAUAUUGGACACUCCUGCAAACUUUUGAAGAAGAACAUGGGAAUGAUUGUCAUAAAUGAAGGCUCUCUUGAUGGAACAAGGGAAACCUUGAGUCACCACUGCACUACGCUCGGUGAUGCUCUCCGGAAAGAGAAUGACUUUGCCCUUAUAAUUGAUGGGAAAACCCUCAAGUAUGCCUUAACCUUCGGAGUACGUCAGUAUUUCCUGGACUUGGCCUUGUCGUGCAAAGCUGUCAUUUGCUGCAGGGUCUCUCCCCUUCAAAAGUCCGAAGUUGUCGAGAUGGUUAAGAAACAAGUUAAAGUCAUCACACUUGCGAUCGGUGAUGGAGCGAAUGACGUCAGCAUGAUACAGACCGCGCAUGUUGGUGUGGGCAUAAGUGGCAAUGAAGGUCUCCAGGCAGCUAAUUCAUCUGACUACUCUAUAGCUCAGUUCAAGUAUUUGAAGAAUUUAUUGAUGGUCCAUGGUGCCUGGAACUAUAACAGAGUCUCCAAGUGCAUCUUAUACUGCUUCUACAAGAAUAUCGUCCUCUAUAUUAUUGAGAUCUGGUUCGCCUUUGUGAAUGGCUUUUCUGGACAGAUCCUCUUUGAAAGGUGGUGUAUAGGCCUUUAUAAUGUGAUGUUUACAGCAAUGCCUCCCUUAACUCUCGGAAUAUUUGAGAGGUCGUGCAGAAAAGAGAAUAUGUUGAAGUACCCUGAAUUAUAUAAAACAACCCAGAAUGCCCUGGACUUCAACACCAAGGUUUUCUGGGUUCAUUGUUUAAAUGGCCUCUUCCACUCAGUUAUUCUGUUUUGGUUUCCACUAAAAGCCCUUCAGUAUGGUAAUGUAUUUGGAAAUGGGAAAACCUCGGAUUAUCUGCUGCUGGGUAACUUUGUUUACACUUUUGUGGUGAUAACUGUGUGUUUGAAAGCUGGAUUGGAGACAUCAUAUUGGACCUGGUUCAGCCAUAUAGCCAUAUGGGGAAGCAUUGCACUCUGGGUGGUGUUUUUCGGAAUCUACUCAUCUCUAUGGCCUGCUAUUCCUAUGGCCCCUGAUAUGUCUGGAGAGGCAGCCAUGCUGUUUAGUUCUGGGGUUUUUUGGAUGGGGCUCUUAUCUAUCCCUGUGGCAUCUCUGCUUCUUGAUGUAGCGUACAAGGUUAUCAAAAGGACUGCUUUUAAGACAUUAGUAGAUGAAGUUCAGGAGCUGGAGGCUAAAUCCCAAGACCCAGGAGCAGUUGUGCUUGGAAAAAGCCUCACCGAGAGGGCGCAACUGCUCAAGAACGUCUUUAAGAAGAACCACGUGAACUUGUACCGCUCAGAAUCCGUCCAGCAAAACCUGCUCCAUGGGUAUGCUUUCUCUCAAGAUGAAAAUGGAAUCGUCUCACAGUCCGAAGUGAUUAGAGCGUAUGAUACCACCAAGCAGAGGCCGGAUGAGUGGUGA
Molecule: messenger RNA, 3676 nt
Organism: Elephantulus edwardii (Cape elephant shrew)
Lineage: Eukaryota; Metazoa; Chordata; Mammalia; Macroscelidea; Macroscelididae
Gene: ATP8A1
Product: ATPase, aminophospholipid transporter (APLT), class I, type 8A, member 1
Exons: 36
Coding region: 227-3676 (1149 amino acids)
Biological process (GO): phospholipid translocation
Cellular component (GO): plasma membrane
Molecular function (GO): ATPase-coupled intramembrane lipid carrier activity; magnesium ion binding; ATP binding
Source: RefSeq, a predicted model, not a curated record